Apis cerana (Asiatic honeybee) is the source of this 912-nucleotide messenger RNA. RefSeq lists its product as uncharacterized. Lineage: Eukaryota; Metazoa; Arthropoda; Insecta; Hymenoptera; Apidae. The record is from RefSeq and is a predicted model, not a curated record.
AAGAAGAAAUAGCCGAGCAGGGCGUCGAACGACGGUCGAUUUGAGUGAAAGUGAACAGGGAACACAAGUAGGCGUAUAAAAUCAGGAACCGAAACGAGUGAUGGCACAUUCGAACCCUCGCCAUUCGGGAGCGACGAUGAGGAGCGAGUACGUUCUGUUUUGCCUUUUGGCGGGCGUUGUGGUGGCCGAAGAACAGGCGAGAAAGACGAAGCGAGGGAUCCUGUUGGCCACGCCAGGAUCACCCGUUGCUUUGGACUUCGCCUCGAGACACGAUGGCUUCGAAUCGAGCGCGUUCGGAUUAACUGGACUCGCCGAUGGACCUGGGACCGGCCAAUUUUCUGGAUUAGGAGGAGCUGCCACUGUUCACCAAGCGCCAGUCCUCCUCCAACGGUAUCCACUGUCUUAUUAUUACGCGAGGCAGUCUCUGCCCGUGGUCAGGGACGUUCACGCGCCUCAUCAGAGACCAGCACCGGGUCAGCCUGUCAGAUUGCUGGCUCCUUCUCAGCCGAUCUCGGUUUCCCAACAAGUCGAUAUUCCUCAGACGGUCUCCAUCGUGCCUCAAUCAGUUCCCCUCGUCGUGUCCGCCGUGUCCUCCAGCUCCGCUGGAACCGGCUUCUCCUCUAGGAUCGAUUCUAGUCGCGGUGUCGCGGUGGCUCGAUCUUCUGGCCUGGCUCCCUCCGGCUUAGCGGCUACCGAUCUCGGCUCGAGAGGCUUGACCCCCAAUCUUGGAUACGCUUCGUCUGGAGGGGUUGCUGCUCUUGGAGGAGUUGGCAGUGUUUGAAAGAAAAGGAAAUCGAUGGGACGGGAAAGGUUAAAAUGAAUUUUUUAUUACGAAUUAAAGUUUCUCCUAAAGUUUGUAGUAAUCAUUUUUUUUGUAUCCUUUGAUAAAAUUAUAUUUUUGCGUACGAUAUA